UAAUGAACCUGAAGAAGUCGCAAAUAAGAUGGAAAACACACUUGAUUUGUUGUUUAGAAGUGUUGAAGAUUUAAAGAACACUCUAAACAAAAGGAUUGAUGCUUUGGAGGAUAAAAUUGAUGGUUUGUGUUGUGACGUGAAGGAUAUGUUCACAGUUGAUGGCAGGAAAAGGAAGGGGGCGGUAGACCAUGUGACGAGGGUUGAACGAAGGAAAAGGAAGGAGAAUGGAAAGGAAGUAUUGAGCGUUCAAGGGAGAAAAAGGAAGAGGAUGGGAGCUCACUAUCGAGGGAAGAAAAAGAAGGCUGAUCAAUGUGAAGAAGAAGAAGCGGUAGAGGAAAAAGUAGAAGAAGAAGAGGAAGAAGGGGAAGAAGAAGAAGAAGAAGAAGAAGAAGAAGGUGAAGAAGAAGAAGAAGAAGAAGAAGAAGAAGAAGAAGGGGAAGAAGAAGGGGAAGAAGAUGAAGAUGAUGAUGAUGAUGAUGAUGAGGCUACAAAAGAAGAAGAAGAAGAAGAAGAAGAAGAAGAAGACGACGUGGAAGUAGACGGAAAACAAGAAUCUGAAAAAGAAGAAGAAGAAGAAGGUGGAAAAGGAAACUGGCAAGGAGAAGAAGCAGAAGAAGAAGGGAUCAACGGAGAAAAGGUAAAGCAGGUUUUCGAUAUGCAAGCAGACGGGGGAGCAGAAUGCAGUCAAGGCGAAGGUCAGCAGCUUGUCCAGAAAGCUGUGUAUGAUUUGUAUCAAGAUAAUAUCAUCAACACCCAAGAGUAUGCUAUAGCUUGUUUAACUCUUGGACCUGUUGAGCUUGUGUAUGAGCAGGCAACUUCCUGUUACAACGCCACAACCGUGACUUUGAUGGACUAAUGUCAUGAUUAUGUUCCAAAUUCGCCAUAGUAAUAGUAAAGACACCUUCAUCAUCACAUGUUGCCGUAAUUCGGGCUGUGCAACCACAAUUAGAUCGGGCUUGUGGCUUUAGACAAUUCUUAGAUCGGCUCACCCUAUUACCUUCUCUACCACAUGAGAUUGUGAUAGAACGUAUUGUUCCAUAACAUCCCCUCCUCAAACUUCUCUUUUUAAUGGGAAACCCCAUUCCCUUUGCAUAAGUAUGGUAGAAUU
This is a messenger RNA of Cuscuta campestris, 1108 nucleotides long. NCBI's taxonomy places the organism in Eukaryota, Viridiplantae, Streptophyta, Magnoliopsida, Solanales, Convolvulaceae. The record is from the annotation of a GenBank genome assembly.